Labeo rohita (rohu) is the source of this 2327-nucleotide messenger RNA. RefSeq names its product cytochrome P450 2K6. Gene Ontology annotation, molecular function: heme binding; iron ion binding; oxidoreductase activity, acting on paired donors, with incorporation or reduction of molecular oxygen, reduced flavin or flavoprotein as one donor, and incorporation of one atom of oxygen. The record is from RefSeq and is a predicted model, not a curated record. The coding region runs from base 56 to 1582 and encodes 508 amino acids. Gene Ontology annotation, biological process: xenobiotic metabolic process. Gene Ontology annotation, cellular component: cytoplasm; intracellular membrane-bounded organelle. The transcript is spliced from 9 exons. NCBI's taxonomy places the organism in Eukaryota, Metazoa, Chordata, Actinopteri, Cypriniformes, Cyprinidae.
AUCAUAUCUAAAUGAGUGAUUGAUCUGUACAUGUGCAUGGUAGACAUCUCUAGCCAUGUCUUUAACAGAAGCAUUACUCUCGCAGGGCUCCAGCACAGGUACAAUAUUUGGUGCCUUGCUAGUGUGUUUGGUUAUUUAUCUAUUCACCAUCAGCUCCAGCUCUCAGGAUAAGGGAGAAAAAUAUCCUCCAGGACCCAAACCACUGCCACUGCUGGGAAACCUGCACAUACUCAAUCUCAAGAAAACCUACAUAAGCCUUUGUGAGCUGGCGAAAAAGUAUGGGCCAAUUUACACGGUGCACUUUGGCCCCAGAAAAGUGGUGAUAUUGUCAGGAUACAAGAUCAUCAAGCAGGCACUAGUGAACUUAUCAGAGGAGUUUGGAGACAGAGAUAUUACGCCUAUAUUUAAUGAUUUUAACCAGGGAUAUGGGAUUGCAUUUUCCAAUGGUGAAAACUGGAAGGAAAUGAGACGCUUUGCUCUCGCAAACCUGCGAGACUUCGGAAUGGGCAAGAAAAGAGGCGAAGAGAUUAUCAUUGAAGAAGCGAAACAUUUAAAAGAGGAAUUUGAGAAGAAUGAAGGAAAACCAUUUGAAACAACUCUGCCCAUGGCCAUGGCUGUUUCAAAUGUCGUCUGUGCUAUUGUCUACAGCGGCAGAUUUGAGUAUAGUAACACCAAGUUACAUCACAUGAUCAGACGAUCUUUUGAAAACAUGAAGUUGACUGGAUCAGCUUCAGUUCAGAUCUACAACAUGUUUCCUUGGACUCGGCCUUUUGUGGCAAAUCAGAAACGUAUCGUGAACAACCUCAAAGAAACGCUCAGACAAACCGCGGAAAUAAUAAACGGUCUGAAGAAGACUCUGAACCCUCAGGACCCCAAAGGAAUUGCUGAGUGUUUCCUGAUACGACAACAAAAAGACGAGGAAUCUGGCAAAACAGACUCUUUUUAUAAUUCAAAGAAUUUAUACAUUACAAUGAACAACCUAUUUGGUGCUGGUACCGACACUACGGCCACAACGCUACGCUGGGGUCUUCUGCUCAUGGCCAAAUACCCUGAAAUACAAGUCAAGGUUCAUGAUGAGAUUGACCGAGUGAUCGGUAGACGUCAACCCAUGGUGGAAGACAGGAAGAACUUACCAUUUAUAGAUGCUGUGGUCCAUGAACUCCAGAGAUUUGCAAACGUGGCACCCCUUGGUUCCGCCCGUCGGACCACCUGUGACAUUCACCUGAACGGAUACUUCAUCAAGAAGGGUACCAGUGUGUGGCCACUACUAGUGUCCAUAUUGAGGGAUGAAAAUGAGUGGGAAACUCCUGACAGCUUUAAUCCAGGACAUUUCCUAAAUAAACAGGGCCAGUUUGUCAAAAAGGACGCCUUCUUGCCCUUCUCUGCAGGACGCAGGUCUUGUCCUGGAGAGAGUUUGGCAAAGAUGGAGAUCUUCCUGUUCUUCACCACCCUCCUUCAGUAUUUCUGCUUCACUCCUCCUCCUGGAGUGUCCAAAGAUGAUCUGGAUCUCACACCAGUCGUGGGCUUCACCCUGAAUCCGGUCCCACACAAACUGUGUGCAGUCAAACGGUUUCAGAAUUAAAUAUAAGCUGUUUAAUGUUACUAUUUUCUAUCAGUUUACUUUUUCGCUUGUGUGAUGCAUUUAUUCAUUUAGCUUUCCACUAGAAACACAUUCGAUGUUUAUCACUUUUUAGAUAAAUAACUACAGUGCCUUUGCUCUUCUUAAGUUUAAGAGCAUGCUAAAUAUGUAAAUACAUUUAUCACAUUAAAAUCAUGCAAGUGUUGUUGGUAAUGUCUAAAACUGAUGGUAGCACUUAAAUUAAACAUGGGAACGUUGUGAAAAGUUGCCUACAGUUGGUUUGUAUAGCCACCUUUACAAAAAUUAACCAUGGUUUAACUAUAGUAACCAUGGGUUUUGGGUUUUAUUUGUAGUAAAACCAUUCCAGCAGGCACCGGACAUCAAUGUAAUGUCAGCUUGGACAUGACAUUGGACAGACGUUGCAUUUUGGUUGAAAAGGAAAAUUGGGUUGAAGUCAGUAUUUGAUGUCAAUUUGACAUUGACUUAACAUUGGAUUUUGUUUACACUACCUAAAAACAACAAAAUUUCAACAUCAGCUGAUGUAAUUAUUGGACAUCAAAUUAAUGUUGACAUUAGACGUUGAACUGACAUUGAAUUUUGGUCACCAACGUCGCAGCGGAAAUGUAGCCAAAUACCAACGUCUUAUGUGACUGUAUGACUGCUUGGAUGGUUAAUUUUUAUAAGGGCAAAAGAUGAGAAUUGAGAAAAGAGUCUUUGAAACAUAAUUAAAUAAACAAACUUUUCUACA